AUGCGCAGCCGCAACGACAACGACAGGAUCACCAGCUCUGGCACCCGGCUCGAAAAACAGGCACCCGUUCCGGUACGGUGUCGUCAUCGCAACGUCUCGAAACAACAACGGCCCUUCUGGGUCUUCGCAAGAGGUGGAGGCGGUACCGGGCGACCACCACGUCUGGGUGGAGGCGCCUACGACAACGCUGAAGUAGGAUCUCCUUCAACGAUUCCUGCCGCUGCUGCUGCUGCUGCUGGCGCAACCCCAACCGAGGCAGAGGAGGAGCCAAUACCGGGAGGCAACAGCGUCGCCUCAGCGGCAUCGGCAGACGACGCGAGCGGCAUCGACGACAGUGAUGGCAAAGCGGAAGACGAUGGCGAGAACGGCGGCAUGCCUGCUGCCGCCGCCGAAAAAGAAGAGGACGGUGAGCUGCGGCCCGGGCAGGCGCGGGUCUUGGAGUGCCGCAUGGAGACGGCAGGUGGAGCAGUCGCGAGGGGGCUCGGCGAUGAGCUUGGACACAGGGGGGCGGAAUCGUCUUCUGCGGCGGAAGGGGUGGCACAGCUGCAAGUCGUCGCGAAGACCGUGGACCUUGCAGACGAAGGAGUCAAGCAGGGCUUGGAGACGCUGUGGAAGGAAGGCAGACUCUUGUCUCAGGAGAGCGAUCCAGCGGACGUUUUGCGAGGGCGGGAGCGAAAUUUCUCCGAGCGGCUGUCGGCUUACACGAACAGAACCAAGUUCGACCACUGGGAGACAAUCCCUCCCGAGCGAUUGCUAGACACCGUGGAAGAAGGUUGCGGCGCGGAAGCUCGGACCCUCAGUGUCUUUGACUCUGGCCGGCCGGUGGAGGAGACCCUCUCUUCGAUAAAGGCCAUUCUCGAAUGGUUCAGGCAGGACUUCCCGUACUACUAUAGCGGGUGCCACGCGUGUGGGAACGGCGACAACAACACGUUCGUGGGCUACGUCUACCCGACGGCGGAGGAGCGAGAGUUUCGUGCCGGGCUCGCGGAGGUGUACCUCUGCUCGUCGUGCGGCCACGUUAGCCGUUUCCCGCGGUACACCGCCGUUUCCAAGGUGUUGGACACCCAGAGGGGGCGCUGCGGGGAGUACAGCGUACUCAUGCUGCGCCUGCUCGAGGCGCUGGGGUACACGUGCCGCUGGGUGGUGGAUUGGGCCGACCACGUGUGGGUGGAGGCGAGGGUGGACCGGCGGUGGGUUCACGUCGAUCCGUGCGAGGCUGCUGUCGACGAGCCCCUGAUUUACGAGUCCUGGGGCAAAAAUCAGACAUACAUCCUUGCCUUCAGCCCCACGGAAGUAGUCGAUGUCACGGAAACGUACACCAGCGAUUUUGAGGUGGCCAAGGCUAGGAGAGAUGUCGACCCCGAAACCAUGGCAGCGCUUCUCGCCGAGGCCACUGAGACACUGCGGCAGAAGAAACCAUGA
This is a messenger RNA of Ectocarpus siliculosus, 1422 nucleotides long. The record is from the annotation of a GenBank genome assembly. NCBI's taxonomy places the organism in Eukaryota, Phaeophyceae, Ectocarpales, Ectocarpaceae.